Dibothriocephalus latus is the source of this 264-nucleotide messenger RNA. The record is from the annotation of a GenBank genome assembly. NCBI's taxonomy places the organism in Eukaryota, Metazoa, Platyhelminthes, Cestoda, Diphyllobothriidea, Diphyllobothriidae.
AUGGAUUUCCUGAAAGACUAUCUGAAAAAAUUGAAGGCUCACAUGGAAGCCCAGAAAAUUGACGCAGAUACCGUAGCCAAAUUUAUGAAGGAAUCGCAGGCGUACGUCAAGAGCAAACUUUUGUCUGACUAUGACAAUUUGAUAUUUUACCAACCCAAGACCUCCCAGGAUGAGUUCUACUUCAUCCCGAUGAACUACCGGGAGGAUCAGAGUACGCCAUACUUCGUCUUUUUUGCAAACGGCCUCGUGGAAGAGAAGGUUUAA